AUGAAUUCUUCUCUCAAACUUGGAAGUGGUUCUACUUCUACCAGACAGAAUUAUGCAGGAAAACAUCCCUAUUUACAGAAUCACAUGCCUACCCAAGGUCCUGGGGGUGGUCUGCUUUCACAAAACCAGAGGACAGCAGUUCCUCAAGUAUCUUGGGUUAGUAGUGGUCAAGGUGUAACAGAUCUCCCAUUCCCAAAAAGGCUGGGAGUUGAGUUUAAUGGGAGAGAUAGCCCUCAAUCUGCUGAGAGACAAAUAAGCUUGCAGACAACUAGUGCAGGUCAAAGUCAAACACGUCAGUAUCCAGAUAAUGUUGUUCGACCUUCUAUUGCACCUGUCAGUUAUCCGAUGAAUCCUCAAGGUCCCCUUUUCAGUCAUGGCCAACCUCAAAUGGUUCAGCUUCCUAACAAUACUAGAGGACAAGCUCCUACAACUUUUGUUGAUGCUGCUUCUGUAACAGCCAAUCUUGCUCAUCCUUCCAUACCAAUCUACCAAUCACAAUCACAGACUCAACAACGUGUUCGUGCUCUUAUGAAUCCAUUUAUACCUUACACAUCAAAUUUUAGACCUCGUGUUCCUGUGACAGCUGCUCCUAGUCCUACAGUCUCUCAUAUUACAUGGAAAGAUCCUGAGACAAGUCCUCCUGAAUUGACAAAAUAUAAAUGCUUGCUAUGCAAGAGGGAUCUUUCAUUAACAUCAGAAGGUGCAGUAUACCAGCCUACAGCACCACCAGCAGUUGCUGUUCUUCCUUGUGGCCAUACUUUUCAUGAUCAAUGUUUGCAAAAAAUCACUCCUCAAGACCAAGCAAAAGAUCCGCCUUGCAUUCCUUGCGCCAUUGAUGAAAAUUAG
Molecule: messenger RNA, 846 nt
Organism: Lactuca sativa (garden lettuce)
Lineage: Eukaryota; Viridiplantae; Streptophyta; Magnoliopsida; Asterales; Asteraceae
Source: RefSeq, a predicted model, not a curated record